AUGUACUACUAAGUUGACGAAACAAAUGAUUACUACAAAUCAGGGGGAGUCAAGGUUAUAGUUAACGUUGAUUAAAAGCUAAUUAGAGACACUGUAAUUGAUUGCCUAGGUUCACUCUAUUUGAAGCCAGAUGCCUACACUGAAGAGAGAUUUUACUAUUAGUCAACUCUACAGAUCUAUCUUGAAGCUCUUGGUAUACCUAAUUACAUGAAAAUAUCGCCAUCUGUUGAAACUUUAUUCUUUAUUCACAAUAAGCAUAUUAUGACUAUUCCCUAUUAGAAUAUUCACUUUCAUCUCAAAGACAGAUAACCCUAUUCAUUUUAUUUUAGAGAACUUGUGGAUAGAAUUGUAGUUCAAAAAAAUGGAGGUCUUUGUUAUGAAUAGUGUGCAUUGAUGUAUCACGUGUAUAAAACAAUUGGUUUUGAUGUUAAAAUAUUAUUUGCUACAGUAACCAAGGGUCAUGAGCACACCUUUAAUCCAUAUGAAUUCCAGUCGCAUGCAUUUCUCAUGAUCAAAGUAGAUGGAUAGGAAUAUUUAGUUGAUGGAUGGUUUGGCUCUGAGGCACCUUGUUAUCCCUUAGCUAUUGACUUGGGUAAAGAUGAGUAAAUCAUAUAGAUAAAUAAGUAUAUCAAAUUCUGUUUAGUUAGAUAUGAAAACUAUUAUGAGCUUAAGUAAUGGUAUGGAAACUAUUGGGAGCGAUAAUAUGUUUUCUUUAGACCAUUAGUUUUCAAAGAUAUUGUAGAAAUUUAUGACUAAUACUUGAGAAAUAUUUACUAAGAAUACUAUAGCCCUAUUAGAGACAAGUACAUGCUAAUCGGAAAAUCUAGCUAAUAUGGUUUUUUCUAGGCUUUUAUGAUUCCUUCUGCUUAUUAAUUCGUUGCUUAUAAUGUCUCAUUUAUUCAUGGAGUGGCUUAUUAUAAGAAAUAUGAAAACCUUGAGAAGUUCAAAGAUGAAGUGUAUUGGGAAAGUGGAAUAAUUAUACCAGAUUUCUAUUAUAUUAAAACUGAUUCUUAAAUAGAAAAAUGA
Molecule: messenger RNA, 1026 nt
Organism: Stylonychia lemnae
Lineage: Eukaryota; Ciliophora; Spirotrichea; Sporadotrichida; Oxytrichidae
Source: the annotation of a GenBank genome assembly